AACGUGGCAACAAACCCGCCGAAGCGGCGAGCUGCGCGACCGAACACGCUGGUCUCAGAUACGCCGUUAUCAGACACUCGGUUAGCUGAACAGGUUUUACAGCCAAACCAGCGACGCGUUCAGAUAAACGACCCAGAUCACAUGGCCGGCACGCGGAUCUCGGAGCGCCUGCCACCGCGCGCAGAACCGACUCACGCGACCGUCGCCUUCGGCGACCGCGCGCUGCCGAGGUUAUCGGCGGAGCUGCAGCACGUGGAGCUGCGCGUCCGGCAGGGGGCGCUCGCUGCUCUCGGCGAGCGCGUUCACGACGCGGAGCGCGCCUAUGAAGCCAUUCGCGCGGGUAUUCUGGACAGACUGAAGCUCUUGCUGAAAGAUGAGGAAGGCUCGGUUAGGACAAGAACUGCAGAGGUGCUGUAUCUGCUGGCCACACACAGCGUGGGCAGGGAGGCCAUGCUAAGAACACAUGUGGUUCCCACUCUGUCAGGCCUGCUGGAUGAGCCUGUACAUGCCUGUCGUAAGAACAUACACCAGACCCUGAAGAUGUUGGCUGAAUUUCCUGCAGGAGUGUCAUGCAUGGUGGCUUCGGGUCUGGUCCCCAGACUCCUGAUGAGGGUUCCCGAGGAGCAGGAGGACGUCCGUGCGCUCGUAUUGUCCACGCUGAGCUCCUGCAUGCGGGAGGACGCGCUGCCUGCCCUGGCCAAUGGGGGCGUCGCUGUCCUGAAGGAGCAACUCUCCCACACCUGCCCUGACAUCCGCAGGGCUGCCACCUCGGCCACUCUCGCCAUCAGUGUUCCUGUGGAGGGGAAGAGGAGGUUGUGUGAGGAGGACGUGCUGCCUAUUCUGGUUGGGCUGCUGUCGGAUCAUGACCUUGCGGUCAGCGCUAAUGCAGCUGGAGCCAUCAUGAACACGGCCGUCAUCACCAAAGGGAAGGUCCAGGCCCUGGAGACUGGAGUCAUUCAGCCUCUGCUGUGCCUUCUGGGGAGGGGUCACACGGCGGCCUGCACCAACGCCCUCCGUGCCCUCACCUGCCUGGCAGAGGUGCCUAGCGCACGGCAGCAGCUCCUCCCACACCUGCCCCUGCUGGAGUCGCUCCUACGCCACCCCGCCCCUAUCAUCCAGCGGGCCGGCAGUACCGCCAUACAGGUCGUCUCCUGGACUCCCUGAGAGAGGAGGCAAGGGGCGGAGCUACAGGCCGUGAGACUCCCGCCCCUUCCUGUGCUGAAGACGAUUCUUCUCUGUCCAUUAUAGACGCUUAGAGGUUCGUUUAGUUGCAUUCAAAGGUUUAAAGGACAGAUCUGUGUUUAUUUAGUUUAAAGGACAGAUCUGUUUAUUCUGAUCUUUCUUUUCUUCAUUUAUUUUUCUUCCACUAAGACGUUCAGUACCGUCACGUGCCAUUGAUGGAACACGUUUCCAUUCGCGAAUGCAGCUGCGUGGAAAGCCUUAUGACACCAGCCACGAGGACUUGUGUGUGUGUGUUGGGUUCCACUGCGUAAUACCAUCAUUAGAUGUUUAAACAACGCAGACGACACGAUGCUUUUUCAAACCAGAGAAAGGUCUCAAAGUCCUGCUCCUCGCGUGCUUCGCUUUAGUGAGCUUCGCUGUCACGACAGCGCGCGUAAGAUUAGACACAUGCCAGGCAAAGCACGCGACAGAGAUCACGCAUGUGUGCACAGAAAUGAACACGAGCUGUUUGUAACUAAAAUGUGCAUAUGCGUAAUAAACUGACACGCCUGUUCUUUCA
Messenger RNA from Electrophorus electricus (electric eel), 1741 nucleotides. It is a transcript of the gene rsph14, whose product is annotated as radial spoke head 14 homolog. NCBI's taxonomy places the organism in Eukaryota, Metazoa, Chordata, Actinopteri, Gymnotiformes, Gymnotidae. The record is from RefSeq and is a predicted model, not a curated record. Gene Ontology annotation, molecular function: protein binding.